Dioszegia hungarica is the source of this 927-nucleotide messenger RNA. RefSeq lists its product as uncharacterized. NCBI's taxonomy places the organism in Eukaryota, Fungi, Basidiomycota, Tremellomycetes, Tremellales, Bulleribasidiaceae. The transcript has 5 exons. The record is from RefSeq and is a predicted model, not a curated record. The coding region runs from base 1 to 927 and encodes 308 amino acids.
AUGAUCAUCGCCGCUCACCGCAACAGUCACUCCGGCAUUCUGCCCCUGAUCGAUGGGCCGCAACGCGACUUCCUCACCGAUGUAUUCGUAGUCGCACGCCGCAUAUCAAUGACGGAUGUCAGCCUGGAUACGCUUGCUGCAAUGUUCAGCUGUCCAUGGACCGGCGAUGAAUCGAUCGGCAUCGACACGGCGGAGCUUCGGCACCUGACUGCCAACUACAUCAGUACCUGCAGACCAGUACUGAUCGCCUGCGACGUCUGCAAGGAUUGGGGAUUCACUGAAGGGAAGCCGCCUCAUAGAAUCUUUCUCCGCAAAUCAAUUAUAGAUGCAGGAGGUCGAGCAUACAGCCUCCGAGACUCGCUACAUUACUCCAAGCAUGUCUUCUUUGCCGCUCAAGUCCUGUCGCACGAGAUGGUCCAUCUGACCCGAAUGGCCUUGAGCCUCAUCACGGCCGGACGGAUCGAAUACGAUACACCUCCUCGAUUAAAGAUCAAGGGUGGCGGUCCGGGACGAGCCACCCCAUUGGGCACAUCAGGCGAAGCCGGCUGGGUCAUGGAGGACAGAGUAUAUGGUGGCAAAAUCGUCGCUUGUGAUCUGGACGAGGGCAAUCCGGCCCUUGGGCGACUGUGGAUCUCCGGAUUGACGGUCCCACAUGUCGGCUGGACGUUCGCCCUCCAGGACGAGGUCGUUCAGAAAGUUGUCCACUGCGAUCCGGGCUGGGAGCGGGAAUUUCCCUUGCGCGGUCGUUUCCAGAAUGUGGCCAGGCGGCUGGACAGAGUCAGGUUGGGCGGUCUGGAAAGUCCGCUAGGAGCAUCAGUCAGCUCCGCCGAAUCGGGAGGAGGGCAUGCUGGGGAAGGUUGGCGAGUAGGGAAUUGCGGGGGGAAAAUAAGCGUGGAAGAGGCAUCGGCAACGCCUAUCAGGCGGUAG